CGAGGGAGGAGAGCAGGCAUCAGCCACCGUGUCACACGGCCUCCUUCACUCGUUCGCUCGCACGCACGCACACGUGCCCCUUCUGGACCCCUGAGCUCGCCCAAGCACAGGAUGACGUGGGCCUUUCUCCUGGGGGGCACCCUGAGCCUGGCCCUGCUGGGCCUGGCUUCAGGGAACCCCACGGAACCCGGGGCCCCGCCGAUGGGUCACCGCCGUCGCUUCAACCCCUUCUUCUUCCUGUGCGCCCACCACGGUGAUCUGCAGGGCGGCAGCAUAACGCACAGCGAGGACGAAGUGCUACUCACACUGCAGAUUGCGGGGAACCCGAGCAGCUACACGCCUGGACAGGAGUACCAGAUGACUAUCUCCACCAACACUGCCUUCGAUGGCUUUCUGGUCACUGGACUCUACACCUCCACCACCGUCCAAUCAGCACCCAUUCCGGCUGCGGGUAGCUUCGGAUUCGCCCCAGGGGUGCUGCCAGAGGGCCAGUUCGGCUCCCAGUUUGGCUCCCAGUUCGUGUGCAGCGUCCUGGUCUCUCAUGUUGGUCAUCAACCUUCUACCAGCCUCAGCUUUGUGUGGAUCGCCCCCCCACCCGGCACCGGCUGCAUCAACUUCCUGGCGACGGCCACGCACCGUGGGCAGAUCAUCUUCAAGGACGUCCUGGCCCAGCAGCUGUGCGAGCAGGGAGCUCCCACUGAGUCACCACAGAGACCCGCUCUUGCUGAGAUCCACGGGAACCACGUCAUCCUCCGGGAUGACUUUGACUCCAACCAGCAGGGGGAGCUAGACCCCAGCAUCUGGUCAGGGUGCAGCGGGUGUGAGGUGGGGGAGCGGUGCGGGGUCCUCAUGCAUGGCCGGGCUGUGACCUUUUGUGACCCCCUGGGCCAGAGAGAGCUGAUCACCAGACCACUCAACACCAGUGCAGCGUCAAUUCUCCAGUUUGCCCUCAGCUCCGGGCUGUGCCGGUUCAGUUACUCGGACCCUGACAUCGUCAUCUCCUUCAGCCUGAACGGCUCAGAUGACUGGAUUACCUUGGAGAGGAUCCGGGCCCCCUCCAACAGCAGCACCAUGGUGCAUCUUCUCCCCUUGCCUGCACAGUCCCGCAGGGAGGGGGUGCGUCUCCGCUGGGUCCAGGAGCCUGCGAUUAGGUCAGGCACCUACGAGUCCUGCUGGGGGCUGGACAAUGUGCUCCUAGUCAAUGUGGCUCACCGCCCCCCCCUUCUGGAGGACAACCUGGACCCCCCUGACACCUCCAACUGGCUCUUCUUCCCAGGGGCCACCAUUAAGCAUGCCUGUCAGUCUGAGGGCAGCACCUUGUAUUUCCAUGGCGGUGAGGUAGCGGGGCAUAGCUUUGCCUCGUCCCGAGAUGUGGACCUGCACCGCGAGGAGGGUCGCACCUACUGGGAGGAAGAGUUUGAGGGUCCACCAGCCGGGUGGGAAAUAGAGGGGGCGGUGUUCGGGAUGCAGUGUGGCGAGGUGGAGUCGGGCCUGUCUCUGGUCUUCCUGGGGGAGGGCCGGAGAAGAGCCUGCACGCCCUACCUAGACGCGACCUCCUACGGGAACCUGCGGCUCCAUUUCACCAUGGGCGGGGGCCAGUGCGACCCUGGAGAGUCCCAUGACCAUGAUGUCAUCCUUUUUGGCCAGCUGGAGGGGCAGAGAGAGCCCGUGAUGCUGGACACAUUGCCGUACUCGUCCUACAGGGUGCCCUCACUGGUAUCAGUGGCCCUGCCCACUGAGCUCCAGGUCCCGACCACACGGUUCUGCCUAGAGCAGCGGGAACACGGCGGACCCCGGCGCCAUGUCUGGGCUGUGGACUUUCUGCAGCUAUUGCCGGUGCUGCCCGGUGCUCGGACCCAUGUGGCUCAGUUCUCCAUCAACCUGGGCUGCGGUUCCUACCAGCCAGCGAACAGUGUCAGCCUGGAGUUCUCCACCAAUCAGGGCCGCUCCUGGUCCCUGCUACACACUGAGUGCCUUCCUGAGCUGUGUGUGGGUCUGCACCUGCCCCACAGCACCAUCUACUCCUCCGAAAACUACAGUGGGUGGACCCGGAUAUCCCUCCCCCUGCCCAACGCUGCCCUAACUGACAGUACCCGCUUCCGCUGGAAGCAGACUGGUCCAGGGAAUGGGAAUAUGUGGGCCAUAGACAACGUCUACAUUGGGCCAUCCUGCCUCCGCUUCUGCUCUGGAAGGGGACACUGCUCCCGCACAGGGUGCAGGUGUGACCCCGGCUUCAGUGGCCCGGCCUGUGAGCUGGCCUCCCAGAGCUUCCCGGCCUUCCUGUCGGAGGGCUUCUCCAGCACCCGUCUCUCCUCCUACCACACCUUCUCCUCGCUCCGUGGCGCCGAGGUCAGCUUUGGUUGUGGCGUGCUCGCCGCCGGCAAGGCGCUGGUCUUCAACCGGGACAGCCGGCGGCACCUGGUCACCUCGCCACUGGACAGCACCCAGGCCAGGUACCUGCAGUUCACCCUGCGGUUGGGGAGCCGCAGCACCCUGAGCUCCUGCCCUGCCCCCGAUCAGCCAGGAGAGGGCGUCCUGCUCCACUACUCUUCAGACAACGGCAUCACCUGGGUUCUGCUGGAGCACUAUGCCUACCAAGGCUUCCAUGAGCCCAGGAUCAUCUCCGUGGAGCUGCCUGUGGGUGCCCGCCGCUUCGGGGUACAGUUCCGCUGGUGGCAGCCGUACCACUCAGGCCGUGGGCAGGACGUGUGGGCACUGGAUGAGAUCUCCAUGACGUCUGUCCUCUUCAACACCAUCAGCCUAGACUUCAGCAACGUGCUGGACGUCACCCAGAGCCUGGGAUUCUACUUGGGCCAUGUGCAGCCUUACUGUGGCCACGACUGGACACUCAGCUUCACAGGCGACCCCGGUCCCGGUUCCAGCCUCCGCUACGUGGAGACCCAGUCCAUGCAGAUCGGCGCCUCCUACAGCCUGCAGUUCUCCCUGGCGAUGGGCUGCGGCGCAGAGCCGUCCCCACACAUGGACACGAGGGUGCACCUGGAGUACUCCACCAACCACGGGCUCACCUGGCACCUGGUGAAGGAGGCCUGCCUUCCAGGAAUGCCCAGCUGCCCGGAGUUCACUGCUCCCAGCAUCUACCAUCCAUCUGAGUUCCCCAGCUGGAGGAGAGUCAGCCUACCUCUGCCACAGAAGACCUGGUCCGGCGCCACGCGGUUCCGCUGGAUCCAGAACUACUACGGUGAGCAGGAUGACUGGGCACUGGACGACAUCUACAUCGGUCAGCAGUGCCCUCAGAUGUGCAGAGGGCACGGUUGGUGUGACCAUGGCAACUGCAGGUGUGAUGAUGGGUUCUCUGGGCCAGACUGCCAGCCAUCGUCGCCCCUGUCCUCCAGCAUCCUUUCGGACUUUGAAUCCCAAGUUGCACUGCUCUCAUCAUGGCAGGAUGUGAUUGGUGGAGAGGUGGUGACCCCUGACCGGGGCUGUGGGGUCAUAUCAUCGGGGUCUUCGCUCUAUUUUAGCAAGGCUGGAGUGCGGCAGUUGGUGACCCAAGACCUGGACACGGAGUGGGCGGAGUUUGUCCAGUUCUACCUGCGUGUGGGCGGGGACUGGGCAGAGUGUAACCAUGCUGACAGCAGGGAGGAGGGCGUGCUGCUUCAGUACAGCAACGACGGGGGCAUCAGCUGGGGGCUCAUUGCUGAGAUGUACUUCACUGAUUUCACCAAGCCUCGGUUUGUACACUAUGAGCUCCCACUGGCCUCCAAGACUCCCUGCACCCGCUUCCGCUGGUGGCAGCCCCUGCACUCGGGGGAGGGCUAUGACCAGUGGGCCAUCGAUGAUGUCAUCAUCUUGUCGGAGAGGGAGAAACACAUCAUCCCCAUGGCCAACCCCACCCUGCCACUGAACGUCUACGAGAAGCCAGCUUUUGAUUACCCCCUGAACCAGAUGAGCCUGUGGUUGAUGCUGGGGAACGAGGGCAUGGACCGGGGCAGCAACGCCAGCUUCUGCUCCCCCACCCCCUCUGCCCUGGUCUUUGGCCGUUCCGACGGCGACAGAGUGGCGGUAACGCGGGACCUGGCCCUGCGUGCCGGACACACACUGCAGUUCAAGCUGAACAUCGGCUGCGAGUCUCAGUUCAGCUCGUCAGCUCCGGUGCUCCUGCAGUACUCCCAUGAUGCGGGUCGCAGCUGGGCGCUGGUGCGGGAGAGCUGCUUCCCGGCCUCGCCAGCAGGGGGCGGCUGUGAGGGCAGUGGCCGUGAGCUGCGGGAGCCCAGCAUCUACCACGCCGGGGAGUUUGAGCGCUGGACUCGGGUCACCGUGGUGAUACAGCGGGCCGUGGCCGCCAGUAAAACACGGUUCCGCUGGUUCCAGGAGAGCAGUGUGUACCGGGACGCUCCCUCCUUCGCCCUGGAUGGGGUGUACAUCUCAGAGCCGUGUCCCAACCAUUGUGGGGGCCAUGGUGACUGCAUCUCAGGGGUCUGCUUCUGCGACCUGGGCUACACAGAGGAGCAGGGCAGCUGCAUCCCCACGUCACCUGCCCCCCCCGAGCUGGCUGAGGCCUUCGAGGGAAAGCCCAGCGCCCUGUGGCAGAGCCUGGGGGGCGCCCAGCUGGGCAGCGGCUGUGGGACCAUUGCGGGAGGCAGGGCGCUAUAUUUCAGCGGAAACGCCAGGAGGGAGGCGCGCACGGUCGCCAUGGAUACCAGCCGCACCCGCCUGGUCCAGUUUUACAUCCGGAUCGGUGCAAAGAACCUUGGCCCCUCCUGCACUCGGCCUCGCUCGCGGAACGAAGGCAUCAUCGUCCAGUUCUCCACCAACAAUGGGGUACAGUGGCAGCUUCUCCGGGAGUUGGACAUCAGCUCCUUCCUGGAGCCCGAGGUGGUGACCAUCGAGCUGCCCCCUGCCGCGAAGACCCCCUACACCAUCUUCCGCUGGUGGCAGCCACAGCUGGCCAAGCCCUCGUCCCAGUGGGCGCUGGACGACAUUCUGGUCGGCAUGAAUGACUCCUCCCGGACGGGUUUCCGCGACUCGUUUGAUGGCUCCACACCACUGCGGCACAACUGGGCCCGGGUGCAGGGCGGGGGGGUGACGGCGGACUGCCAAACCCUGGACACGGUGCUCUCCUUCAGCUCUGAGACCAGCGACAAGAAGUCACGCUACGCCGAGACCUGGGACUUUGAGGUAUCCGGCUCCUCCUUCCUCCAGUUCGAUCUCAGCAUGGGCUGCAGCAAAGCCACUUCCGCUUCCUACACCGUGCGCCUAGAGUUCUCCACCGACGGGGGGCACUACUGGACUCCUGUCACCCCUGAGUGCGUGCCCCCCGCCAUCGGGUGCUCCAGCUACACGCAGGGCUCCACCUACGCAGCCCCCCAGUACACCCGCUGGAGGAGGGUCACCGUCUACCUACCGAGUGCGGCUGUCUCCCCCCGGACGCGGUUCCGCUGGAUCCAGAGCCACUUCACCCCCGGGGCGGACGCCUGGGCCCUGGACAAUGUGCUCCUGACCCCUGGGUGUCCCUGGAUGUGUUCCGGCCAUGGGCUGUGCGAUGACGGUCACUGCGUGUGUGACGAGGGUUAUGGGGGCACACACUGCGUCCCGCUGUCCCCCCUCCCGUCCGUGCUGCGGGAGGACUUCAACAAGAACCUACAGGCCACUCGUUGGCCCGAGGUCUACGGGGCUGAGCGGGGCACUCUGAGCGGGGAGCCGCUCAAAUCAGGAACUGCCCUCAUCUUUAAGGGGGAGGGCCUCCGCAUGCUGGUAUCCCAGGACCUGGACUGCACCAGUGCACUGUACAUCCAGUUCUCCUUCAAGUUCAUCACCAAGGGCGUCCCCGAGCGGUCCCACUCCGUGCUCCUGCAGUUCUCGGUGAACGGGGGCAUCAGCUGGCUGCUGUUGGACGAGUUCUACUUCCCCACGUCCACCGACACGCUAUUCCUGCACCUGUCCCUCCCCCACAGCGCCCAGACCAACGCCACGCGCUUCCGGCUGUGGCAGCCUUAUAAUAAUGGAAAGAAGGAGGAAGUUUGGGUGAUAGAUGACAUCAUCAUCGAUGGAAACUCCCUGCACAGCCCCCACCAUCUGACAGACAGCUUUGAAGGAGGACCUCAGGAGCAGAGCUGGCUUUUUUACCCUGGGGGAGAUACAGGGCCUUACUGCCCCAACCAAAAGGGGGCGAUGCAGGACGAUUUGGCCAUGGUGUUCCUGUCCGGCGAGCUAGGGGAGCACUCCAUUACCACCAGAGACAUAGACGUCAGCGAGAACACCGUGGUGCAGUUUGAGAUCAAUGUUGGCUGCACGGGGGACAGCUCCACCUUCAGUCCCGUGCGGCUGGAGUUCUCGCGAGAUUUCGGCUCCACCUGGCACCUGCUGGUGCCGCUGUGUCCCGGCGACGCCCAGCAUAGUUCUCUGUGCUCCACGGAGCUGCAUCCCGCCAGCAUCUACCACGCCGGCAGCUCCCCCAGCUGGAGGAGAGAGGUCAUCCACUUCAGCAAGCUCCGCCUCUGCGGAUCGGUGCGGUUCCGCUGGUACCAGGGCUUCUACGUAGGCGAUGCCCCUCCCUCCACCUGGGCCCUGGACAAUGUGUACAUUGGGCCGCAGUGCCAGGACACAUGCGGGAGGCACGGGCUGUGUGUGGAAGGCGUGCAUUGUGCCUGUGACCCUGGCUACUCUGGGGCAGACUGCUCCAAACCCAACACCCCCAACCCUGAUUUCCUCAAGGAGGACUUUGAAGGGGGCGCUGUGGACAUGGAGCAGUUCCAGUUAGUCAGCGGGGGGAAGCCCUCCAGGAAGUGUGGCAUCAUGAGCAGCGGGAACCACCUGUUCUUCAGCGAGGACGGCUUGCGCAUGCUGGUCACCGUGGACCUGGAUCUGUCCAACGCCAGGUUCGUGCAGUUCUUUCUGCGCCUGGGCUGCGGUAAAGCCCCCCCAGACCCGCGCUCGCGUCCUGUGCUGCUGCAGUUCUCCACAGACGGGAGCCUCUCCUGGGAGCUGCUACAGGAGUUCCACUUCAGCAACAGCAGCAACCAGGGCCGCCUGGUGGCGCUAGAGCUGCCGCUGCGUGCGCGAGGCCCCGCAACACGCCUGCGCUGGUGGCAGCCCUCCGAGACAGGCCACUUCCCCAGCCCCUGGGUCAUUGACCAGGUGGUGGUAGGUGGCAGUGCCAGUGGCUGGGGGCCCCUGGAGGACGACUUCUCCUCCAAGGAUGACCGAUCCUGGCUGCUGCACCCCGGGGGCACCCGCAUGCCCGUGUGUGGCUCCGACGGGGAGGCCUUCGCCUUCAUCGAGAAGUCCAACACGCGCUAUGCCGUCACCACCGACAUCAGCGUGGGCCAGGACACCUUCGUGCAGUUUGACUUCUCUGCCUCCUGCUCCGUCACCAGCUCCUGCUACGCCGUCCAGCUGGACUACUCACUGGACCUGGGCCUCUCGUGGCAGCCGCUGGUGAGGGACUGCCUUCCCAGCAGCCCUGACUGCCCUGUCUACACGCUGCAAAGGAUGCUGGUCUCCGACGUCUACAACAAGUGGGGCCGGGUCACCCUGCCCGUCCCCCCCCAUGCCAGGUCCGCGGCGACCCGGUUCCGCUGGUACCAGCAAGCACCCUUUGACAAGCAGCAGACGUGGGCUCUGGACAACCUGUACAUCGGGGACGGCUGCCUGGACAUGUGCUCUGGACAUGGGCGCUGUCAGAAGGGGGCAUGCAUCUGUGACCCCGAGUGGGGGGGCGAAUACUGUGACGAACGCCUGGCCCCCCUGCCUUCUCAGCUCAAGGACAGCUUUAGCCGGGCCCCAGGCCCCAGCAGCUGGCUCCUGGUGGUGGGCGGAAAGCUGAGUAGCGUGUGUGGGAUUGUGGCCUCAGGGGCGGCGCUACACUUCGGUGGGGGCUGCAGUCGGCAGCUGGUCACUGUGGACCUGAACCUCACCAGUGCCGAGUUCAUCCAGUUCUACUUCAUGUACGGCUGUGUGGCCCUCCCUAGCAACCGUGACCAGGACGUGCUCUUGGAGUUCAGCCUCAAUGGGGGAAUCAGCUGGCACCUGCUCACCGAGAUCUCCUACGACCAGUACACCAAGCCAGGGUUUGUGAAUGUGCUGCUGCCCCCUGCUGCGCGGGCGGUGGGAGUGCGCGUGCGCUGGUGGCAGCCGCGGCAUGAGGGUGUCGACCGCAGCGACUGGGCCCUGGAUAAUGUGCUCAUCGGCGGCGCUGAACCCCACGCUCAGAUCCUGGACACCUUCGGGGGGGCGGCCCUACCCAACCACGAGAGGGCCCCCGCCGACAGUGCGCCGGUGGGCCGGAUCGCACACCUUGCCGUACCCGAGGAGGGCACCACAGUGAAAGACCACUGGCUAUUUUCUGAGGACUGCUCGGUGCAGCAUUUCUGCGGCUCCUCUGAGAGUGUGAUGGUGUGCGGUAACGAGGAUGGGCGCGAGGUGUACGCCGUUACGCACGACAUCAUUCCCGGUCGUGGCUGGGUCGUGCAGUUCAAGGUGGCCGUGAGCUGCAGUACUUCACAGCGUCUCACGGAGAGGCAGGUGCAUGUCCAGUACUCAGUGGACUUCGGCGUGUCCUGGAAGUAUUUGCUGUCCCAGUGCUUGCCGGCUGACCCCCUGUGUGGUGGUCAAGUGACCCAGCCCUCCGUCUUUUUCCCGGCCGAGGGGUGGAAGCGUGCUGUGUACCCGCUCCCCGACAGUCUGGCCAACACGGCCGUUCGGUUCCGGUUCUACCAGCGGCACUCAGACACCCAGUGGGCGCUGGAGAACUUCUACAUUGGCCCGGAAUGCGAGGACCACUGUGGGGGCCAUGGUGACUGUCUGAACCGACGCUGCCUGUGCGAUCAUGGCUUCUCUGGACCCAACUGCCACUCCGGCUCGUCGCUCAGGACCUCUCUGAAGGAGCGCUUCGAAUGGGUCGACACUCCGGGGCAUCAGUGGCAGAUUGUGGAAGGAGGUCGACCCUGCACUGACUGUGGGGUGCUGGUGGAAGGGAUGGCGUUGUAUUUCGGGGGGGGCAACACUCGGCAAGCCAUCACUGUGGACCUCGACCUCCGAGGGGCCAAGUUUGUAGAGUACUGGGCAAGGAUUGGCAGCCAGAACAACAUGAGCCUGUGCCACCGGGCAACAUGCCGCUCUGAGGGGGUGCUGCUGGAUUUCUCCACGGAUGGAGGGGUGUCCUGGACCCUUUUGCACGAGAUGGAUUACCUGAAGUAUGUGUCGGGUCGCAGGGACUACAUCACGCUGCCUGAGGAGGCUCUGUCCAAUGCCACUCGCCUACGCUGGUGGCAGCCAUAUGUCAUCUCCUCUGGUCUGGCCACGCCCAGUGUGGAGCGUGCUCAAUGGGCCCUGGACAACGUCCAGGUGGGCGGCUCGGACAUCAACCCGAGCACCCUGCUGGAUACGUUUGAUGACGAGGGUGUGUCUCACGAAGACAGCUGGAGCUUCUACCCCAACGGGGUGCGCACAGCCGGCUUCUGCGGGAACCCAUCGUUUCACCUAUACUGGCCCAACAAGAACCAAGAUGGGACGCACAACGUGCUGGUCACGCGCGAGCUCAUAGUCCAGCCUGGGUACAUCCUGCAGUUCAAGAUCGUGGUGGGCUGUGAAGCUGACGGCUGUGAGGACCAGCAUGCCGUGCGGCUGGAGUACAGGAAGGACGCCAGGUCGGACUCGUGGCAGUUGGUUCAGUCCGAGUGCCUCCCCUCCUCUAUCAACAACUUGGGCUGCUCCCCUUUCCAGUUCCACGAGUCCACCAUAUACAGUCCCGUCAACAGCUCGGUCUGGACCAGGGUCACUGUCCAGCUGCCGGACUACGUCUCUUCUGGUGCAACGCAAUUUCGCUGGAUCCAGCAGGGGGGUGCUGGUGAACAUCAUGGCUGGGGCGUGGACCGCGUCUACAUCGGGGAGGCGUGUCCCGGGCUCUGCAGCGGCCAUGGCUACUGUACCAGCGGCGCCAUCUGCAUCUGUGAUGAGGGCUACCAAGGCGAGGAUUGCUCCCUGACCACCAUCGAUCUGCCCAGCUCAAUCAAGGACAACUUUGAGUCUGGGGGCACGUCGGGAGAGCACUGGAAGCUGAUCCAGGGAGGGGUCGUGGGUAGUGGCUGUGGCCAGCUCUCACCUCACGCCCACGGGGACUCGCUCUACUUCAGUGGCUGCAGGAUGAGGCAGGCUGUCACCAAGCCUCUGGACCUGACUAGAGCGAGCAAGAUCAUGUUCGUGCUCCAGAUUGGUGCCACGGCCCAGACAGACAGCUGCAAUGUGGCCCUGGAGCAGGCCGACGUGGUGGACCGUGCCGUCCUUCUGCAGUACAGCGUCAACCAUGGAGUCAGUUGGCAUGUCAUCGCCCAUCACCAACCCAAGGACUUUAUUCGGGCCCAGAGGGUGUCCUACAACAUUCCGCUGGAGGCACGGGUAAAGGGGGUGGAGCUACGAUGGUGGCAACCACGGCACGGCGGCACCGGUCGUGACCAGUGGGCUCUGGACCACGUUGAAGUUGUCCUCACCCGCAAACAAAACUACAUGAUCAACUUUUCCAGACAGACUGGUCUGCGGCACUACUACAGCAGGAGGAGGCGGUCACUGUGGCAACGCAUCUAAACACAGCGCAUGCUUCAUCCCGGGGCCUGCCAAUCACACAUGAGCCCUCAUCCCACCGGCGGAUUCCAGUCAGCCUCAGACCAUCCCACUCCUUUCUGACAGACUCAGUGGUCGUCCACUAAGAAGUCUGGGAAAUCUGAGCUGCAGCCAAUCAAGGCCAUCCUGGGGAAGGUUACAAUGGGAAGGGUAGUGCAACAGAGCAGGCAAAUGGUUUAUUUUUCAUGGACUUUCAUGGUUUUAUCAUAAUUGUUGUUCUUGCUAUUCUUCCUCUCCUAACUGCGAUACUCCCCUGGCCUCCCCCCCCCCCUUAAAUCCUCCUCUACCACACUGUGAAGAUAAAAGAAAUCACUGAAAAUGAGAGCGCUGAUACCGGUAAGCUGGGUGGCGCCAGCCAGUCGGGAGCAGCGAGGAAGACGAGGACGAUGAGGCCUGAGUUCUUGCUGUUUUUAUGUGUCUGUGGACUCUUAUUGUGAACUCUUGACUGUGGCGUCCGGUUCAUUUGCUUGUCGAUCUCCCUGUUUUUCUUUCUUGUUGAUCUGAACUGCUUGGUUGUCACAGGAAGCAUGAUCUUUGCGGCAAAAGGGAAAGAAGGCUGAAUCCAGAAAAAAGAAAAAUACAAAAAAAAAGAAAAAAAUGAAAUGAUUUUAUUCCUUCUAAUUUUUAUAUGUCGGCUCCCAAAAUGCAGAUAUUUAUGGCAUUUUCCCCACGUACCCUAUUUAAAAUGCACUGUUUGUGAAAUAUUCGUGUUUUUUUUGUAGUGUUAAGUUAUUGGCGGUGGAGAUAGUCUAACUGCAUUGCCUGCCCCGCCCACCCCAAAGUCUGUUCUCUCAUGCUGAAAUCCCCCCCCCCCCCAGUCUCAUUUUAAUUUGCAUUCCUGGAGGCGGGGUUUCUGUGUAAGUGUGGUUUUUUUUGCACUCUGUGUGUUAUGGAUACCUGCGCUCCAGUGUAAGUUCAGUAUAGCAGUUUCCUGUACAGGUAUGUAUACCCCCCCCCCCCCACCCCCCGGGGAACAGCUGGCAGCCUUAUAAAGGGGAAAUAAAGAGCUGUCCAAACCUCAGCCGUGUGCCGUGUGUGUGUGUGUGUGUGUGUGUGUGUGUGUAUGUGCAAGGGCCUUUUUGCUAAGCAGGAAUAGCAUGUACCAGGCUAAGUAUGAAUAUAGUAGGAAGUCACUUCAGCAUGGAAACCUUUACGCAAUAACAUCUCUGUCCAUUAAAGCCCCAACUGCUUGUCGGUUUCCCCCUCAGAGUAAUGAAGUUUAUCUAACUUAAUAUAGUACAGGGUUGCACAAAAUGACACGCUAUGCCAAUUCACUAUGGGCCAAAUACUCUACUGGAAAUCUGAAGACAGUCUCACUGCACGACACGACGACAGUGAGUCCGUUAUUAACCAAUGUAACCAGUGUAACCAGUGAGUCCGUUAUUAUAAUAUCAUACUUUGCACCGAAUAACUGGUUUCACUGUAUUAUAAACUUAUCUUUCAAAGUGUUGAAGGUGAAGUAUAGGUUGUACAUGCACUUAUUUCUCGCGUUAAUAGCUGUGAGACGCUGCAGCAUGACGCAUGGAAUGUAGCAGUCCCCACGAUGAAAAUGGGCACCUUUUCAGUCAGAAAAUCCUGCCUUGAUCCUCGGCCCAAUAAAACAUACUUGCAGCUAAUGAAACAAAUGUAUUUUGGCAGUCCUGACCGUGAUUUGUGUGGAUGGGUAAGCUGCUUACUGAACUGGGAGCAGGAACCGGCUGUCUCGGUAAAAUUACCUCACACUUCAGUCCAGAGUUAAAGAGAAAGCCAAUAAUAGCCAAAGUAGAGGCACCAGGACUUACUAAGUACAACAAGGCGGUGAACGCGUAACUGCAUAUACUCUAAAAGUGGCCAAGAUCUCAGAUGGCAACUUUCAGAACCUCUUAUGAGCUCAGACAUGACUCACAUUAGACCCACAGCACUGACAGGUUUGGAAAGUGCCCCUUAUUUAUUUCUGCAAUAGAAUGGAACAUCUCUUCAAAUGGGCUCUUUGGCAAAGGGAUCUCGCGUCCUGCAUUCCCAUGGAGCAUUCAAAACUAUAGAGAAUCUGUAAUAGUUAAACAACUUGACCUCCCCCACUGUUACUUGUGUGUGUGCCUUUCUGCAAAAAUAAAUAAAAUGAAAUAA
Brienomyrus brachyistius is the source of this 12681-nucleotide messenger RNA. Its product is annotated as reelin-like. Gene Ontology annotation, biological process: neuron migration; central nervous system development. Gene Ontology annotation, molecular function: lipoprotein particle receptor binding. NCBI's taxonomy places the organism in Eukaryota, Metazoa, Chordata, Actinopteri, Osteoglossiformes, Mormyridae. The coding region runs from base 112 to 10539 and encodes 3475 amino acids. The transcript has 63 exons. The record is from RefSeq and is a predicted model, not a curated record.